GAGAGAGAGGAUUUAGUCCUUGCAGUGUCUUUUUCCGUCCAACACAACAAGCUUAUUACCUUUCUCUCCACGCGCCGGGAAACGGAUUUAGGCGUACGCAGAGAGGAGGACUAGUAGGAUGCUGAGUGUCGUUCCUCCUUGCCACUGCUCUCCACCCUUCUCUCCAUGACCUGAGAGCACAAACGUAGUGGGAGGAACGAAACACCAGAGAGUGGAAGAGGAGGGCAGAAGGCCAGGGAAGGAAGAAAGGAAGGAAGGAACGUAUUCUUUUGACGUUGUUGUUUGUUUUCCCUUUUCAAAAUGGCAACAACAGAAGCCAGCACAGUACCAGUGGUCGAGGAAGAUGGGAAAGCUCCUGAAACCAAGACAGUGGAGGUGGAGCAGCCACCUAAAAAUGCCAACGCAAACUCAGAUACUGUCAACAGCGAGGUUGUCGAUAAUGAUGGCAUAGCGGUCAACAGUGAGGUUGUCGACAACAAAGAGACUGUGAAUAACGACACAGCGGCAGCAGGAGCCGAGGAGGGAGCAGAAGCAGCCAGUGGUGAGGCAGCACCUCCUCAGAGUUCAGAAAAUGCCUCCUCUACUGAGCCCAAGACCUCUUUCCUAGACUCCUUCCUUAACAAGAGUGGCCUGGGGAAGGUGAUGGGAGGGAGGAAGAAGAAGGAGCAGAGCACAGCUGCAGGAGGAGAAGAGAAUGCAGCUGAAGGUGGGGAGAAAGAGGGAGAAAAGGGAGGAGAAGAGACUGCAGUGGCAGAGGGAGGAACAGAAGAAGGGCUGGAAGGAGAUGCAGGAACAGAGAAACCUGCUGAGCAUGGAGAAAAGGAAGGGGAGAAGAAAGCAGAGAAAGGCAAACAGGCAGAGCCUAAAUCCACAGUUCGAGAUCUGAUCAGGAAGCCAGUAGCCAGAAUUUUCUCCCAUCGUAGCACUGAAAAGAAGGAUGGAGCCACCGCAGAACCUCAGAAGCAGGUCAGGUCCAAAUCUCUGGAUCGGCUGGAGGAUCCUGAAACACUUAACACCACUGCAGACUCCACUACGGAGGGAGGAGCAGCAGGUGGAGCAGAGGGAGGUGUCGAGGGAGAGCAAAAAGCUUCAUCUUCCUCAGCAACGACCAAGCACAUGAAGCGCUGGCAUUCCUUCAAGAAGCUCAUGGCUCAGAAAGCACACAAGAAGAGUGGGGGAGGAGGAGAAGAUGGGAAGGAAGAGGGAGCAGAGGCAGGAGAAGGGGGUGGUGGAGACUCUUCCACAUUGGACUCCAAGGAGUCAGGCCAAAAGAGGUGGAAGCUCAAACGUUCCUGGACCUUUCAGGGCAUGAAGAGGGACACAUCCAUGGGCGGCAUCAGCAGCAAAGCCAAGAGCUCAGAUAAAGACUCCUCUGACAACGUCAAACUGGAGGAGGCAGCAGCAGGAGGAGGAGAGGGAGAAGAGGCUAAGGCAGAGGGAGGAGCAGAGGAGGCCAAGAUGGAUGUAAGUGAGGAGAAGGAGAAAGCUGAAGGAGGUGAUGAGGAGAAAGCAGCAGCAGCAGGAGGUGGAACAGUGACACAUCAUGCUAGCGACAUCUGGACCUCCUUCAAGAAGAGGGUCAUCCCGAAGUCCAAACGCUCCAACACGGAAUGUGCCCCCAGUGGUGAGGAAGAUGCAACUGCAACUCACGCAUCAGCAGGAGAGGAAGGUCUAACAGAAGAAGGCAAAGAUGGAAAGUCUGCCAAGGCCAGGCGCUCACACUUUGGACGGGCAGUUUCCCUGAAGAACUUCAUUAUGCGAAAGGGCAGGUCCACCAGUGUGGAGCUGGGAGAAGGCACCAAGGAAGAGGAGGAGGAGGAGGAGCAGGCAGCUGAGGGAGCAGGAGGAGGAGAAGCAGCAGAAGAAGGAGGCACUGAUGGUGAAGCAGCCCCAGCAACUGUGGAGACCAACGACAACACUGUAGCAGCUGAGAAGACGCCGGCAGAAGAAAGCAAAGAGGAAGCACCACAGGAGGCAGAGAAGAUGCCAUCUGAAGUUCCAGUGACCAACGGAGAAAAUAGCUGCUCCAAUGGCACAGUGGAGGAGGAUGCUACACACAAUCACCAGGAAGAGAAGAAAACAGCGGGGAGCAGCCCGGUGAAGAAGAGCAAGGAGGCAGGAGGAGGGAACGAGGAGGCCAACGCCAAACUCAUCAAUGCCACAGCAGCUGUGAACAGUGACAAAAAGGCGGAAAACGUGUGAGGCCACACAAAGAGGAUUAAAACUGCCCGGGAUUCGCUGAGCAAGGAGCUCUGAGCCCUUCCCCUAACUCCUCUUCCUCUUCCUUCCUUCGUCCUCAUCCUCGCCCCUUGAUUCAUCCCUCCUCCCCCCUGAAUAAAUGGAGUAAUCACAUGCUAACAGGUCACCUUGAUAAGAAAGGGAGAAAGAGAGAAAGCAAGAGCGAUGGCGUGAUUCAUGUCACUGUCAAGUUUUUAAAAAAU
Messenger RNA from Thalassophryne amazonica, 2441 nucleotides. RefSeq names its product oleosin GRP-17. The record is from RefSeq and is a predicted model, not a curated record. The transcript has 4 exons. NCBI's taxonomy places the organism in Eukaryota, Metazoa, Chordata, Actinopteri, Batrachoidiformes, Batrachoididae. The coding region runs from base 301 to 2202 and encodes 633 amino acids.